Messenger RNA from Pan troglodytes (chimpanzee), 8638 nucleotides. RefSeq names its product zinc finger with KRAB and SCAN domains 8 (gene ZKSCAN8). Gene Ontology annotation, biological process: regulation of transcription by RNA polymerase II. Bases 1431 to 3167 code for a protein of 578 amino acids. Gene Ontology annotation, molecular function: DNA-binding transcription factor activity, RNA polymerase II-specific; RNA polymerase II cis-regulatory region sequence-specific DNA binding. The record is from RefSeq and is a predicted model, not a curated record. NCBI's taxonomy places the organism in Eukaryota, Metazoa, Chordata, Mammalia, Primates, Hominidae. The transcript has 7 exons.
GAUAAGUACAUGGGUGAAUGAGGACCUACCUAAGGAGAAGGAAUUAUUGAAUAAGACUAGAAUUGAAGGGAAAGGAUGAAUCAGAUUGAUUAGCUGCUUGACAAAAAAAGGCAAACCACUCUUCCUGUCAGAAAUGUAUGGCACAUCUGCAUAUUUCAAGGGCUGCCACUUACUGCAACUGGGAGGGAGAUCUCAGAACCGACACCUCAACUACGGAAGCUUUAAUCUAUUGACAGCAAAUGUAACAUAGCAAGUAAUAUAAGACAGAAUGUGAUCAGUGCAAAAUCGAAUAAUAAACUCUUGAGAGGGGGUUAUUAGAAUAAUAGACGAGUGUGUAGAUUGAGUAGUGAGCAAUGAGAUAAGUCCUUUGACUUGGGGGUACAGGGGAAUUAUGACCAGGGGUAUGGGAUAGGGAGAAGGUCAUUCUGGAAGGCAAUAAAAGGCAGACAGGACGCUAGUGGUAGAAAAAAAGGAAAACACUUGUUUAUCAAUGUCAAUCAAUGGCGGAAGAAUUACAUAUGACAUAUGCUAUUGAGGAAUACCUUUCAACCGUUCAAAUGACAAAAGGAGUGUCAGAACAAUAUAUAUUCCAUUUUUGUUGAAAAAAAUUGUUUAUAUAGAUAUAAUUUGUGGGGUAUUUGUACAGGAAAAGGAUGCACUCCAAACUUAACAGUGAUUACCCCAUAUUGAAAAUUGUGAAACUUUUACCCUACUUGCAAGCUAACAAUUUAACUUGCCACAGUUUUAUGGAUACUAACAGAAGACACUGGACUCCUGCGUCAGAGACAGAAGACUUUAUUACUUAAUAACACAGGCAUCAUAAGCUUUAUAUUCCCUUGUUCCCAAAGCUUAUGUUCCCAAAGCCCACAGAGGGGCCUAAGCUUGGCAUUCCCCUGCUAGGAUGGAACAGUGGGUUUGCAACCUAGCAGAGGAAUGCCAAGCUUAGGAAGCCCAACCUUUGCUCAGCCUUGCCCCAGAAUGAGCCAUUAUCUUUAUUAUCCUGGUCAGGAAACAACUGUGCUCUAGAAGGAGAUACAAACAUCCUUGAAAAGCUAACCUCAAAGAAAAAUCUACCAUAAGACUAGGAGUAAUUUGAGAAGCCAUUAAAGAAUUAUCUCCCAACAUUCUAGCCUCCUAUUCACAGCUCCAGCCUCCCCACGUCCGAUAUCUACCCCCAGGGGACCGUUACUAUUGACAGCGAGCGCGCGGAGCUGCACGGGCACACAAGGCGGAGGGGACACCAAGGUCCGUUAUUCCCCAGCACGUUCACUGCCCCAGCGACAGCGCAAGCCUGAGGCACGCAGACGCGGGAGGAACCCGAGGCACAGCACACAGCAGAAGUACCCUUAGAAAGAGGCCCUCAGAAGAGUCUUCUCUUAAGAAGAUAAAGAAGGUAGUGGAAACGAACUUCCUGAGCUUUUCAGGCUCUAAUGGCUGAAGAAUCAAGAAAGCCUUCAGCCCCAUCCCCACCAGACCAGACUCCUGAAGAGGAUCUUGUAAUCGUCAAGGUAGAGGAGGAUCAUGGUUGGGACCAGGAAUCUAGUCUGCAUGAAAAUAACCCUCUUGGCCAAGAAGUGUUCCGCCUGCGCUUCAGGCAGUUAUGCUACCAGGAGACACUAGGACCCCGAGAAGCUCUGAUCCAACUACGGGCCCUUUGCCAUCAGUGGCUGAGGCCAGAUUUGAACACCAAGGAACAGAUCCUGGAGCUGCUGGUGCUGGAGCAGUUCUUGACCAUCCUACCUGAGGAGCUCCAGACACUGGUUAAGGAACAUCAGCUAGAGAACGGAGAGGAGGUGGUGACCCUAUUAGAGGAUUUGGAAAGGCAGAUUGAUAUACUAGGACGACCAGUCUCAGCUCGCGUACAUGGACAUAGGGUACUCUGGGAGGAGGUAGUACAUUCAGCAUCUGCACCAGAGCCUCCAAAUACUCAGCUCCAAUCUGAGGCAACCCAACAUAAAUCUCCAGUGCCCCAAGAGUCACAAGAGAGAGCCAUGUCUACUUCCCAGAGUCCUACUCGUUCCCAGAAAGGAAGUUCUGGAGACCAGGAAAUGACAGCUACACUUCUCACAGCAGGGUUCCAGACUUUGGAGAAGAUUGAAGACAUGGCUGUGUCCCUUAUUCGAGAGGAGUGGCUUCUUGAUCCAUCACAGAAGGAUCUGAGUAGAGAUAACAGGCCAGAAGAUUUCAGAAACGUGUUCUCCCUGGGUGGUGAGACCAGGAGUGAGAACAGGGAAUUAGCUUCAAAACAGGUAAUAUCUACUGGAAUCCAUCCACAUGGAGAGACAGCUGCCAAAUGCAACGGGGAUGUUAUCAGGGGUCUUGAGCAUGAAGAAGCCCGAGACCUUCUGGGCAGAUUAGAGAGGCAGCGGGGAAAUCCCACACAAGAGAGACGACAUAAAUGUGAUGAGUGUGGGAAAAGCUUUGCUCAGAGCUCAGGCCUUGUUCGCCACUGGAGAAUCCACACUGGGGAGAAACCCUAUCAGUGUAAUGUGUGUGGUAAAGCCUUCAGUUACAGGUCAGCCCUUCUUUCACAUCAGGAUAUCCACAACAAAGUAAAACGCUAUCACUGUAAGGAGUGUGGCAAAGCCUUCAGUCAGAACACAGGCCUGAUUCUGCACCAGAGAAUCCACACUGGGGAGAAGCCAUAUCAGUGCAAUCAGUGUGGGAAGGCUUUCAGUCAGAGUGCGGGCCUUAUUCUGCACCAGAGAAUCCACAGUGGAGAGAGACCCUAUGAAUGUAAUGAGUGUGGGAAAGCUUUCAGUCAUAGCUCACACCUCAUUGGACAUCAGAGAAUCCACACUGGGGAGAAGCCCUAUGAGUGUGAUGAGUGUGGGAAAACCUUCAGGCGGAGCUCACAUCUUAUUGGUCAUCAGAGGAGCCACACUGGGGAGAAACCCUACAAAUGCAAUGAGUGUGGGAGGGCCUUCAGUCAGAAGUCAGGCCUUAUUGAACAUCAGAGAAUCCACACUGGAGAAAGACCCUAUAAAUGUAAAGAAUGUGGGAAAGCUUUCAAUGGGAACACUGGUCUCAUUCAACACCUGAGAAUUCACACAGGGGAGAAGCCCUACCAAUGUAAUGAGUGUGGGAAAGCCUUUAUUCAGAGGUCAAGUCUCAUUCGACAUCAGAGAAUCCACAGUGGUGAAAAAUCUGAAUCCAUAAGCGUUUAGGAACAACAUCAGUUACAGUUUGAGCAUUAUUCAGCAUUAGGGAAACCACACAUUGGUGAGAGGUCUUUCAGUGUACUAAAAGGCAGAAAGGUCAUCGCAACUUUAGUGUCAGAAUCUAUAGUGGUGGCAAAGUUAUGAUAGCUCUUUAGUAAUUUGGGCCCAGUGCCUUGGUGAAGGUUGAUUAGCUUGACUGUCUUUGAAAGUAUCUGAUGGAGCUCCUGAUGACCUAAUGUAUCCUUUAGAAAUUUAAAAUAGCAUUAGAGCAAGUUGCUUGUCAUGGCUUGAAGAGCUUAACUUUGUCUUUUGGAUGAGUAGCUAUAGGUUUGAGAGAGGCUGGCUACUCCUAGUUCCUGUGCUUCUUCCCAUCUCCUGUGAUCCCCCUCUCCCAUUUAUUCCCUUGAAGGUGCCCUUGUAUUCCUAAUCUGAUCUAAGAAGUUGCUGUAGAGUCAGAAGUAGCUUCUGUGUGAAACUUAUAUUUGUAUGUAGCUUUCUAGGAAAAUUUUACAGACACUUAAAGUAUUUAUGCUUAAGUGUGCAUUUUUUUAUUCUAAUAGUCCUUCUAGUCAAUGGAAAUUUGUAUUCCCAUACAAACUCAGAAUGCUAUAUUUGUAACAGCACUCCAGCAUUUUUCUUCAUGUAUCACCUUCACUGACUCCAUUGAGUCGUUGAGCAUCUGUACAUAUCCUUCACCACCCCCAGUCCCAGCACCUGUGUCAGUAAAGAAAGUGGACACAUUAGUAAUGGUUAUGGGAGUAAUACAGAGAAAGAGGUGAGUGGAGACUCAGCCCAGCUGCUCUUGAGCUUGGAUAGUUAUACAUUUUGGUGACUUCUGACUCUCCUUCCACCUCCCCACUGUACACUGUGGUACAAAUAGUUUGCACUAUCCUAGUCAUGGCAUCAGGUAGGAGAAGGAGACGAAGAUGCUUUAGGAAGAUAAAAACCUUACAAAGAAUGUAUACUCAUCUUUUUUGGCCCAUUACAAUACUGCUUUCUCAGGUUCUUAACAGCCUGUGCAAACUCCCUGACUAGAUGGUCUGUCACUCCUAUCAUUACCUUGCACCCAUCUCUUUAGAUGGCCUCAGCACCUCACUCGUUAUUCUCCAUCUGUUUCUUGCCAUUAGUUUAUAUGACUUUAAUAUCCACAGUGGUAAUCUAAUACCUUACCUCACAGGUUUUCAUUCUUUUGAACUCUGGUGCACUCCACUGUAAUCCAUGUCUGUAAUCUACCAACAAAGAUGUACUCUUAAACUCAGUAUCACCAGGCACUAUAUUUCAUCUUUGAGGCUUUUGUUAUACCAAGGAAUACUAUAUAAAGUAAUGAGACUGGUUUAAAGUAACAUGCCAGAACUUACGCAUCCAAUGUGGGUUGUCACUUGUUAUUCCCAAGUACUAUUAUUCCAUACUACUAUAUUCUUCCAAAUAUUUGGAACACUCUUAGAAUUCCCAUUUAAUAAACCAUAUGAGAAAGCCCUCUAUUACUCUUACACUUUAGUUUUACCAUUUGAGUAGCCACUUAUUCACCAGAGUUGGAAUUGAGAAAUUUUGGGCUUUCCAAAAUUAACCUUUAAACUUAAAAAUUGAUUACAUUGAGCCUAUUCAGAAAAAAAAAUUAUAUAGGUUCUGAUGAAAGCUUCAUAAUUUCACCCUGUGACUAUCCUGAAAAGAAAUAAUUAUCAUUUUAUGAUUGAUGGGUCAAAAAAAGCAAUCAAAGUCUUACGUCAUAGAGGACCACCUUUUGGAUCAUAAAUUCUUUCCCUAUAACAUUCCUUCUCUGCCUCUCUAUGGCCCACUUUGACCACUAACAACAUCAGAAUUAUCUACAUCAAUUUCAUUGAGCCAUUGGUGAAUGAAGACACCCAUCACUUGUCAUGUUGGUUUCCAACAGUCCUUUCGAUUAUCCUUUAUUUUCUUAUCCUCCCUUCUCUUGUUUCUUUUAUUUAUAAGUUACCAUUCCUAGUUUCUUUGUACUUGAAAUUUUAAGAAACCAGAAACAAGUAAAUCUCGUUGUAUCUAGAUCUUUGCUCUGUGUUUCAGUUGUGCCUUACCCUCUGUAAGAUACUGAUUCUUCCUGGGGCCAGUAUUACCUUGUAUGCAAAUAUUACAUAUGAUGGGUGCAUUGUCAGAGGGAAAAUACAUGUGUAUGUACACAUGUGUAUGUACACACACACACACACCUGCCAUACACUUUAGAAGAACGCUUCUCUUCUAUUCCAAUAAAAAGUCCUUUUAGCAAUGCAACAUAUUAACAAAAUUGGGUGCAUUCAGGGUGGUAUGGCCAUAGACCAGAGCAACACAUUGAAAUGUAUACAGAUGUACUAGCUAAAGUCUCUUUAUGUGUCAGUAUUAAGAGUAAUAUGUAGCCAGAUUACUUAAAUCUCAGAAUUACUAAGCAUGUGGCAUAAAUUUGGAGAAAAUAAUAUGACUAGAAAAAUUAGUGUUAUAUUGGGUGUGAGAAAAGACUGUGUCUUGAAAGAAUUAUCAAAGCUGAUACAGCACAUAUACAGAAUUAGCCAAAUGGUAUAAGACAAUAGAAAAAGGCUGUGGAUUCUUUGAGGACAUCACUAGAAAUCAUUCUUUGUCUCAAGUUCACACUCUUAGCAUAGAAUAUUAUUGACUAGGCUGUAUGACAUUUUGAGCUCUUAACUGUGAAUGGCAUUCAUUAAGCUCCUUUAUCCUAUAGAUUCUAUCUUUAUGUUCAUCUGAAAUGAACUAUUCAUCAGUACUUUCUCCUCCCAUCCUAAGCUUCUCAUUUUAGGAACUGACAUGAUAAGGUGGUUCUUUCAUAACUCUAAUGCCAUCCAACAUAGCCCUGGGAGAGGCAUGUUAGGUUUCAGAGAUUUUCUCCAUGGAGCAAGGUGCAGUGCUAGAAUAUGGUGGUUGAUUCCCAAACAGAGCAGUUAACUUUACUCUUGGUUCUGAGUCUCCAAAUAAUAAUAGCCGACGUUUAUUGAGCACUUACUAUGUGCCCAACCCUGUUAUGCCUUUCUCAGGCUCAUGAUAAAUGUAUUAGUCUGUUCUCAUGCUGCUAUUAAAGACAUACCUGACACUGGGUAAUUUAUAAAGGAAAGAGGUUUAAUGGACUCAGUUCCACAUGGCUGGGGACGCCUCACAAUCAUGGUGGAAGGCAAGGAGGAGCAAAUCAUGUCUUAUACAUGGAUGGCAGCAGGCAAAGAGAGAACUUGUGCAGGGGAACUCUUUAUAAAACUGUCCGAUCUUGUGAGACUUAUUCACUAUCACAAGAACAGCACAGGAAAGUUCUGCCCCCGUGAUUCAAUUACCUCCCACUUGGUCCCACCCACGACACGUGGGAAUUGUGGGAGCUACAAUUCAAGAUGAGAUUUGGAUGGGACACAGCCAAACCGUAUCAAUAGGUAUUAUUUUAUCCCCCAUUUUAUAAAUGAGGAAACGGAGGCUUAGUUGAGUGAGCUGACCAAUAAUCACCCAGCCAGUAUGUGAUCAAACUGAUUCUGACCCACACAGUUUGAUUCUAGAGCCUGUUCUGACUACUGUGCUAAGGUGUGUAUAAUGAACAUGGUAAUUCUAACCAGCUUUUUAAAAAUAUGUAGCGCUUGUCAUGAGAGGUACUGGGGAAAAGAAUGUGCAGUAGAGUGCAAAUACAUUACAAUUACUGGAAAAUUGGUGGAAAAUGCCUUUUGGGGUUACAAUUAUAUCAUUUUUAAGUGUUGAUGCUUUGUAGUACUACAAAGCUAAAUUGUGCAAAUAAAACAUAUUUAACAGAGUAAUUGGGAGGAUAAAGCAAUAAUAAAUUCAAAUAUAUUUUUCUCCAAACUGCCAAAGGGAAAGUAGAAUUGUGGAGGGAAAUGAAAUAUCCAUGUACCAGGCCAGGCAGAUGGUCAGUUAGGAUGACAAUAGUAAGUUCAUCUACAGCAUAAAAUGUGAAAUGCUUUCAACCUCAUUGCCCAUUUCCAACUACCAUUCUGUUUCUCCUCUAUUGUUCAUGGUUUUUCAAACAUAUCUUUGAUUUUUCAACCCCCCUUUUUCAUUAAUCUGUUCUUAAAACUUCUUUUUACUGGCUUUCAUACUUAGCAUCCAGUGAAAUGUUCUUAGACUCACCAGUGGACAAAUAAUAAGGCCUUUAUUAUUAUUUCUUGUCCUUUUUGAUCUAAUUUAUAUUUUAUAUUGUUGAAUUCUCCCUCCUUUGGCUUGUGGGAUCCUUUUUCUCUAAUAUCUGUCUUUCUUUUUUUAGUUGAUCUUUCCACCCACUCCCCUUUCUCCUCUUCUCCACUGAGAAUAAUCUCCCUGUCUUUUAUUCACUUCAUUUUCUAUACUCCUAUUUAUCCAUUUUGAUUGUUUAUACCUACUAUUUGUAUUCGAAUGACUUCAUUUUUCCCACCCUGUGGGUCAGUUUGUGACUUUUGGAAUUUUCCACAGGUACCUGUACAACUUGAUAUUUGAAAACAGGAUUCAUCACCAUAUAUCCCCAGCCCCCGUUUUCUUUUUAAACAGGCCUCAUUGCGUAAUUCCUUUGCCCUGAAAAGUGUCACCACCUUUAUAUUUUUACCCCAGCCUUGGAGUUAUCUUUUUCUGCUCUCCAUUCUCCAUGUCCAAAAACUUGCUGUCAGUCCAGUUUUUAAUCAGUUUUCUCCUUGAGGCUUGAUCUCCCAUUUCUCUCAUCCCAUUAUAGCUUUUCAUGUAGAUCUGAGGCCCAGGUUACUGUAAUUCUUUAUUUUCCAAUUUCCUUGCUCCCAGGAUCCCCAUCUUGUAUAAAGUUUCCAAGGUGCUCCUCCUCAAACUCCAUUUUUACAAUAUCCGUAUUGUAAAAUUUUCAUUUUCAGUAACACCCAGUAGAUAAUUUUUCAAAGACGAUCCUCCUCAAACACCCAUUUUUACAAUAUCUCUAUUGUAAAAUUUCAUUUUCACAAUAUCUCUAUUGUAAAAUUUCAUUUUCACUAAGUAACACCCAGUAGAUAAUUCCUAUGGAGCAGUGGUGUUCCAAAUUCUCCAUUACCUCUAUGCCUAAUAUUCAUCAGCCUUCAUUACUCUCUAGCAUAUUCACCUUGAUUCAACAGAUUCAAACUUCCUACAGCCUUCUACUGAUGUCUUACAAGCUCUUGCCUCUGUGCCUUUCUCAUGCUAUUCUUUUUGCUUAGAUUGCUCUUUGGUCCCAGCUCAUGUUCAUCACUCCCUUCAAAGCCUUUCUUCCUUUAUAUCUUCUGACUGAGCUCUCCCUGAUUGACAUCACCUCAUGCGAUGACCUCCCUCAUUCUGUGCUGCCUCAGCACUUAUCUUUUGAGUUUGUACUGUGGUCCAUGUACUUACUAAUAUGUUGCUUUGUAAUUAUUUUUCUAGCACUCUGUGUUACAGUUUCAUAUUUGUAUUUAUUUCCAAAAUUAAAUUGUAAGCUCCUUGAGGGCAGGAAUAAUAACUUUUACAUUUGUAUCUCUGCACCCCCGAGUGCCUAGUAUAGUGCUGAGCACAUAGUAGGCAUUUAAUAAAUGCUUGUUGAAGUA